Chironomus riparius is the source of this 213-nucleotide messenger RNA. The record is from the annotation of a GenBank genome assembly. NCBI's taxonomy places the organism in Eukaryota, Metazoa, Arthropoda, Insecta, Diptera, Chironomidae.
AUGACAAGGCAAAGACAAGGCAAAUACAAGGCAAAGACAAGGCAAAGACAAUGCAAAGACAAGGCAAAGACAAGGCAAAGACAAGGCAAAGACAAUCCAAAGACAAUGCAAAGACAAUGCAAAGACAAUGCAAAGACAAUGCAAAGACAAGGCAAAGACAAGGCAAAGACAAUCCAAAGACAAUCCAAAGACAAUGCAAAGACAAAGGUAUAA